Messenger RNA from Cetraspora pellucida, 227 nucleotides. NCBI's taxonomy places the organism in Eukaryota, Fungi, Glomeromycota, Glomeromycetes, Diversisporales, Gigasporaceae. The record is from the annotation of a GenBank genome assembly.
AUAGACUCAAGAAGGUGCAUAAUCUAUGUGUAGAAUUAGAGGCAAAUGGUGCACUAAGUAAAAUAAAAAACUCAAUUAAAACACAGUAUGGGCCAAUAAGUAUGACAACAUUAAAAUUUGAAAGAAGACUUGAAAAAGAAAUUGUUGCAAAAUUUCAAAAAGCAUUAACAAAAGAAAAAGCCAGGCUUCGAAAAGAGAAAAAAGAAAAAAAAAGAGCCCAAGCAUAG